This is a messenger RNA of Saprolegnia parasitica CBS 223.65, 843 nucleotides long. RefSeq lists its product as hypothetical. The record is from RefSeq and is a predicted model, not a curated record. Bases 1 to 843 code for a protein of 280 amino acids. Lineage: Eukaryota; Oomycota; Saprolegniomycetes; Saprolegniales; Saprolegniaceae. The transcript is spliced from 2 exons.
AUGGAAGUGACGGACGACGUCAAGAAGGCGCAGCAGCGCAUUGCCGACAAGAAGUACUACGCUGCGAACAAGGACAAGAUUGCGGCCAAGAAGAAGGCGUAUCGCGCUGCCAACGCAGAAAAAGUGCGUGCCCAACAGAAGGCGUACAAGGCUGCCAACGCAGAAAAAGGCCGGGCCCGACAGAAGGCGUACACUGCUGCGAACAAGGCCAAGAUUGCGGCCAAGGACAAGAAGUUCAAGACUGCCAACAAGGAAGCGAUUGCGGUCCAGAAGAAGGCGUACUACGAGAAGAACCGCGCGCAAUUGUUGGUGAAGAAGAAGGAAUACCACCAAAAGAACCAGGACAUCCGCCAUGCCAAGGACAAGUCGUGGCGCAAGGCGAAUUUGGCCUACCAACAUGCAUACAACCGAGCUCGUUACGCGCGAAAGAAGGCGAUUGCGGCCGGCGAGAUUCCGCCGCCGCUGCCCAAAAUCGCCGACUUCCGAGCUCAACACGACGCCUCUAGCAGCGUCGCUCCGGCUGCGUCGACGGAUGCGGCUCCAGACGACCUCCUUGACGAAGACGACGACGACGUCCCCCAUCCCUUGGCUGCGACUACCAAGAAGGUUGUCAUGGUCAGCUUCACGGACGAGCAUCCGUUCAACAUGCGCAAGCGCGGGCCCGAGCCGUGCUGCGACGAGUGCGCGCUCUUUCAGCCGAAUGCGCUGACCUCGGCCACCAACACGGUGCUCUUGGCGGGCACGUACAUGUGUACGUUCUGCCGCGACUGGACCUACUACCGUCUCCACCGCAAGCACAAGCGCACCCGCGCCGACGCGCGCCUCGACGCUCUUACUGCUUGA